GGAGGAGAGGCUGUGGGAGAAGGGAGGGACCAAAGGAGAGAGCAGAGAAGGCUUCCAACUCAGUUCGCCGACUAAGCAGAAGAAAGAUCAAAAAACGGAAAAGAGAAGAGCAAACAGGCACUUUCAGGAGCAAUCCCCUCACCUCCAAGCCGGCUGCCCUCUAGGAAUCCAAAUCCUGUGCCUUCCGAAGACAAAGGCGCCCAAAGAGAGCGGCGGCGCGACCCCAGGGCGUGGGCCCCGCCGCGGAGCCCGCACCGCCAGGCGCCCCGACGCCACGGACCAUGUCUCCCACCCCUCGACCCUCCCGCAGCCUCCUGCUCCCCCUGCUCACGCUCGGCACCACGCUCGCCUCCCUCGGCUGGGCCCAAGGCAGCAACUUUAGCCCCGAAGCCUGGCUGCAGCAGUAUGGCUACCUACCUCCAGGGGACCUGCGUACCCACACACAACGCUCCCCCCAGUCACUCUCAGCUGCCAUUGCCGCCAUGCAAAGGUUCUAUGGUUUGCAAGUGACCGGCAAGGCUGAUUCGGACACCUUGAAGGCCAUGAGGCGCCCUCGCUGUGGUGUUCCAGAUAAGUUUGGUACUGAGAUUAAGGCCAAUGUUCGAAGGAAGCGCUAUGCCAUUCAGGGCCUCAAAUGGCAGCACAACGAGAUCACUUUCUGCAUCCAGAACUACACCCCCAAGGUGGGCGAGUAUGCCACAUUCGAGGCCAUUAGGAAGGCCUUCCGAGUAUGGGAGAGUGCCACGCCACUGCGCUUCCGCGAAGUACCCUAUGCCUACAUCCGAGAGGGUCAUGAGAAGCAGGCUGACAUCAUGAUCUUGUUUGCUGAGGGUUUCCACGGUGACAGUACACCCUUUGAUGGUGAAGGGGGCUUCCUGGCUCAUGCCUAUUUCCCAGGCCCCAGUAUCGGCGGGGACACCCACUUUGAUUCUGCUGAGCCCUGGACUGUCCAAAAUGAGGACCUAAAUGGGAAUGACGUCUUCCUGGUAGCUGUGCAUGAGCUGGGCCAUGCUCUCGGCCUGGAGCACUCCAAUGACCCCUCUGCCAUCAUGGCGCCCUUUUACCAGUGGAUGGACACAGAGAACUUUGUGCUGCCUGACGAUGACCGCCGCGGCAUCCAGCAACUUUACGGGAGUAAGUCAGGGUCUCCCACCAAGAUGCCCCCUCAACCCAGAACUACCUCUCGGCCCUCUGUCCCUGAUAAGCCCAGAAACCCCAGCUACGGACCUAACAUCUGUGAUGGUAACUUUGAUACCGUGGCCAUGCUCCGAGGAGAGAUGUUUGUCUUCAAGGAGCGAUGGUUCUGGCGGGUGAGGAAUAACCAAGUGAUGGAUGGCUACCCAAUGCCUAUUGGCCAGUUCUGGAGGGGCCUGCCUGCAUCCAUCAAUACCGCCUAUGAGAGAAAGGAUGGCAAAUUUGUCUUCUUCAAAGGGGAUAAGCAUUGGGUGUUUGAUGAGGCUUCCCUGGAACCUGGAUACCCCAAGCACAUUAAGGAGCUAGGCCGAGGGCUGCCCACUGACAAGAUUGAUGCAGCUCUCUUCUGGAUGCCCAAUGGAAAGACCUACUUCUUCAGGGGAAAUAAGUACUACCGUUUCAAUGAGGAGUUCAGAGCAGUGGACAGCGAGUACCCUAAAAACAUCAAAGUCUGGGAAGGAAUCCCUGAGUCUCCCAGAGGGUCAUUCAUGGGGAGCGAUGAAGUCUUCACCUACUUCUACAAGGGGAACAAAUACUGGAAAUUCAACAACCAGAAGCUGAAAGUAGAGCCAGGGUACCCCAAGUCAGCUCUGCGGGACUGGAUGGGCUGCCCUUCAGGGGGCCGCCCGGAUGAGGGGACUGAGAAAGAGACAGAGGUGAUCAUCAUUGAGGUGGAUGAGGAGGGCAGCGGAGCAGUGAGCGCAGCCGCCGUGGUCCUGCCUGUGCUGCUGCUGCUCCUGGUGCUGGCAGUGGGCCUUGCAGUCUUCUUCUUCAGGCGCCAUGGGACCCCCAAGCGACUGCUUUACUGCCAGCGUUCACUGCUGGACAAGGUCUGACCCCCACCGCUGGCCCACCCGCUUCUACCACACGAACUUUGCCCCUGAAGGCCAGUGGCAGCAGGUGGUGGCAGGUGGGCUGCUCACACCCAUCCUGAGCCCUCUCCCUUCGGCCUCCCUUCUCAGUCCCUAAUUGGCCUCUCUUACCCUCACCCAGCAUUGCUUCAUCCAUAGGUGGGUCCCCUGAGGGCUGAGCAGGAAGGUGGUCCCUUCCUGCCUCUGGCCCUCAGGGGAAGCCUCACAGCUUGGUGUGUGUCCAACCCUAUUUGAAUGUUUUCAGAGCUCUGCACUUGAAGGCAAGACCCUCUGACCUCAUGGGCAAAGGCCAAAUGAGGUCAUCCGCUUCUUUUCCAUCCCCUAACUGCAUACCUUAAAUCUCUGAACUCUGACCUCAGGAGGCUCUGGGCAUCUGAGCCCUCUAAGUACCAAGUGUACCCAGUUGGCAGCCCUCCCACCACUGACUAAAAGGAACCUGAGAGUGUGUGUUGGAGGUGGAAAGAUUGCUCGGCUACCCUAAAGACUUUGGUUUUUUUUUGUUGUUGUUUUGUUUUGUUUUAAAUCACUCAAUGAGGGUCUUGGUGGCUCGAACAGCCAAGUUUCUCUCCACAAAGAUCUGCCUCUAUCCAACCCAACCUGGAGAACAUCCAAGGAGCCUGAGCCAUCUAGGACUAAAUGGGUUUGAGGAAACUUUUGGCAAACUGGCCCCUACUGAAUAGCCUUGGAUGUCCAGUUCAAGGUCAGAAGAGCUGAAAGCAGGGGGAACGGGCCCAGGUACAGAGCGGUCAAGGGGAGACAGCGGGUCUGAAACAUGGGGGAAGGCGCCUGAUGGCUCAGAGUAGAAAAAGACCGGUUUCACAUGCAAGUUGUUGGGGCUGGGACCCAAAGACAGCAGUCCGAGGGGACAGGAAAUGAGGUGUGGUGGUAGCAGUGUAUGCCGGGAGUCUGGGCAGACUGCAGGGCACAUGCAUGACACUGUGGCACCCAGGAGCGUGCACAUUGUAUUGGGUCUCUCAGAGAGGGCUUUAAGGAAGCCGCACUGGCCUCUUUUUUGUCUCCUUGCUUACUGACUGUGGACGGGGAGGAUAAGGGUGGCUACAGGAGUGAAGAGCCUGUAGUACAAGGACUGGGGACUCCGUAGAGACCAGACCAGGCUGGCAGUGGCCUAGCCUUGCUCAGUCUGCCUCGCUGCACUAGUGAGGCAGGUGUCUGGGUGCUCCUGGGUAGGGUGGGCUCCCCUCCCUUUCCUGAUGCAGGCACUCCUCAGCCCAUUUUACCUGCAUCCUGCCCUUCCUCUUCCCCACCCAACCAACCCAUUUGAAAGUCUCCUUCAGCCGCUGAAGCUGAAGGUGGUCAUGGUACUGGGGACUCGGGAGGGAGAGUGACACCCUGUGGAGGGGGUGAGAGAAAAGGAGUGUCUGGGUGGGGUUUGGGACCAGGGAAAACGGGGUGAACGGUGCUGGAAGCCCAGCUAAAUAUCUGUCUUGUUUGGGUUUUUUUUUGUUUUGUUUAAUGUAUAUUUUUAUUAUAAUUAUUAUAUAUGAAUGCCAUUCAAAUCGUUCCUUUUUGUUAACAAGGGGCAUGGGGGAAGGGGUGGGGGAGGGGGGCAGAGGCAACUGACCUCAGAAACCUGCAGGGCGGGGCUGGGUCAGUGCCCUCUAAGGACAUUUUUGACCUUGUUCAACCUUUCCACGAAGAAUAAACUGUGUUUCACAUUCUUUGUGUGACUAUA
Molecule: messenger RNA, 3759 nt
Organism: Myodes glareolus (Bank vole)
Lineage: Eukaryota; Metazoa; Chordata; Mammalia; Rodentia; Cricetidae
Source: RefSeq, a predicted model, not a curated record